Molecule: messenger RNA, 972 nt
Organism: Exophiala aquamarina CBS 119918
Lineage: Eukaryota; Fungi; Ascomycota; Eurotiomycetes; Chaetothyriales; Herpotrichiellaceae
Exons: 3
Coding region: 1-972 (323 amino acids)
Source: RefSeq, a predicted model, not a curated record
AUGUUGAAACAGAAAGUCUUCUUGGUUGGAGCAACAGGCGAAACAGGAGGGAGCAUUCUUCAAGCUCUGGACGAAGAUGGCUCCUUUGAAAUUACCUGCUUUAUUCGCACUGCUUCGGCCGGAAAACCAUCUGUUCAACACCUCAAAGAUAAAGGGUUGAAGGUCGUGCAUGGGGAUCUAACGGAUCCACCCGAGAAGCUCGCUGGCCUGCUCAAAGAUAUCGAUACCGUGAUCCUCACGAUAUUUGCCUUCGAUGUCGGCAUUGAAGCGAAUAUCAUUCAAGCCGCCAGCAUGGCGGCGGUCAAGCGCUUUGUGCUCUGUGACUUCGGGACACCUUGCCCCCGUGGAAUCAUGCCUCUGCGCGAUCGCAAGGAGGCCGUACAUGACCUAAUGUUUGCCCAAAAACUGGGCUUCACCAUAAUCGACGUGGGAUACUGGUACGAGAUAAGCUUCCCUCGUGUACCAAGCGGCAAGUUCGACUAUGCGGCCGUAAUCGCACGGAACCAGGUUGUUGAAGGCGGAACAGCGCCUAAUAUGCUCAUAGCAAAGAAAGAUAUCGGGGGCAUCACUGUUGAGAUCAUCAAAGAUGAGCGCACGCUGAACAAGAAAGUAUUCGUCUGCGGGGAUGUUCUCAACCAGAACGAGAUAACAGCCAUUAUAGAGGAAAAGACUGGAGAGAAGUUGGACCUUACCACGGAAUCAGCAGAAUAUGUGCGAAGAGCUCUCGCAGAAACGAAAAAAGCGGCAGAGGGAGAUCCUACUAACUUACCAAACAAGUACCGGCUGUCCAAUGCUUCGUACAACUUUUCAAAGUAUAUAAGAGGUGACAACACUCCUGAGAAUGCGGAGUACCCGGGGUAUAUUGAUGGACGAAAGUUGUAUCCAAACUUCGUCUUUCAGAAAUUCUCCGAGUUUGUUGACGACUUGGCUGCCGGCAAGGUGGCGAGGGUUUAUCCGCACCUGACGCUGUAA